Molecule: messenger RNA, 1843 nt
Organism: Ictidomys tridecemlineatus (thirteen-lined ground squirrel)
Lineage: Eukaryota; Metazoa; Chordata; Mammalia; Rodentia; Sciuridae
Gene: Pitx1
Product: paired like homeodomain 1
Biological process (GO): regulation of transcription by RNA polymerase II; anatomical structure morphogenesis
Cellular component (GO): nucleus
Molecular function (GO): DNA-binding transcription factor activity, RNA polymerase II-specific; RNA polymerase II cis-regulatory region sequence-specific DNA binding
Source: RefSeq, a predicted model, not a curated record
CGAGCCGCUCGAGAACUCAGCCAGCGAGUCGUCUGACACAGAGCUGCCAGAGAAGGAGCGCGGCGGGGAACCUAAGGGGCCGGAGGACAGUGGCGCAGGCGGCACGGGCUGCGGCGGCGCGGAGGACCCAGCCAAGAAGAAGAAGCAGCGGCGGCAACGUACGCACUUCACAAGCCAGCAGUUGCAAGAGCUGGAGGCCACGUUCCAGAGAAACCGCUACCCCGACAUGAGCAUGAGGGAGGAGAUCGCCGUGUGGACCAACCUCACCGAGCCGCGCGUGCGGGUCUGGUUCAAGAACCGGCGGGCCAAGUGGCGGAAGCGCGAGCGUAACCAGCAGCUGGACCUGUGCAAGGGCGGCUACGUGCCGCAAUUCAGCGGCUUAGUGCAGCCCUACGAGGACGUGUACGCCGCCGGCUACUCCUACAACAACUGGGCCGCCAAGAGCCUAGCUCCAGCGCCGCUGUCCACCAAGAGCUUCACCUUCUUCAACUCCAUGAGCCCGCUGUCGUCUCAGUCCAUGUUCUCGGCACCCAGCUCCAUCUCCUCCAUGACCAUGCCGUCCAGCAUGGGCCCGGGCGCCGUGCCCGGCAUGCCCAACUCGGGUCUCAACAACAUCAACAACCUCACCGGCUCCUCGCUUAACUCGGCCAUGUCACCGGGCGCCUGCCCCUACGGCACACCCGCCUCGCCCUACAGCGUCUAUCGGGACACGUGCAACUCGAGCUUAGCCAGCCUGAGGCUCAAGUCUAAGCAGCACUCGUCGUUCGGCUACGGCGGCCUGCAGGGCCCGGCCUCCGGCCUCAAUGCGUGCCAGUACAACAGCUGACCGCCCAGCCUGGCCACGCGGGCCGGCGGCCGACAGGCAAGGCGCGGGGCUGGCACGGAGGGCGCACGCGGGGCCACAACUCGCCGCGCCGCAGACCUCGCACCUGCGCAGCCCCCUCCUCCCCAUCUCCCCACCUCCAGGUUUGGUUUUGUGUUUGCUUUUCCGGACCCCACUCUGCCCUCUACAAAACAAAACAAAAACAAAAGACAUCGGAGAAAAGUGCCGCGGAAAAAAAAAAAGAAAAAUGGAUGAGUUGCAAUUUCCCUCGGGAAGGCGCCGGUGGUGUGUGUUGGUUCCCACGGGCCCCAGCGGCCCACUCCGCGGAGGGGACGCGGCGCCAGAAGUGAGAUCUGAGGGCCGGCAGCAGCAGAGGACGCCCUCAUAGCCCGCAUCCCCGCCUGAGCAGCUGCGCCUGCAAACUGACUGUGCGGAGCCCGGACAGGCCGGGGAUCCUCGGGCCGGUGCGAACCAAAAUGCCCACUCCUAGCUGGGUCCGGCCGAGCGUAAUUAAACUCAAGCCGAAUCCCAGUUGGAGGGAGCGUUGGGCUGGGAACGGUACCCAGCCCGGGAUCCGGCACUCACCGUGGAUUCGCACUAGCCCGGUGGCGCCCCCCCCCCCAAGCCCUAGCCUGCCCGCGCUCCGGAGCCCUUUAUUAAGGCCAAGGAGCCACAGCUGGCCGUGCAGACAAGGCAGGGGUUGGGGUGGCUCGUCUCAGAGCACCCCUGCCCCAGCUUAGUCGCAGGCUCAGGCCCUCUGCUCCGUUCCCGGUCCAGGAGGUGGCCCCCUGUCCCGGAGAACAACCCCCCUCCUUACCGCCCGCCGUGCAAGAGUCGAGCCGGAAGAGCGCGGGGCGCGGCCCCAGGGCCCUGCGCCCACUUUGCACACCCGCUCUCCGGCCCGCGCCCCUGUUUACAGCGUCCCUGUGUAUGUCGGACUGACUGUAUAGAAUUAUAAAUCUGUCUAUAUCGACUUGUCCAUGUACGUCUAUUAAAACCAUAGUCCGAGCGUGCUAAGCA